AUGGCUGCUUCAGUGAUGCUUUCGUCGGUGACAUUGAAACCGGCAGGUUUCACGGUGGAGAAGAUGUCGGCGAGAGGAUUACCGUCGCUCUCAAGAGCCUCUUUCAAAAUCGUCGCGAGCGGAGUCAAGAAGAUCAAAACCGACAAGCCCUAUGGUGUUAACGGAAGCAUGGACUUACCUAACGGCCUCGACGCCUCCGGCAGAAAGGGCAAGGGAUACGGUGUUUACAAAUACGUCGACAAAUACGGAGCUAACGUCGAUGGAUACAGUCCUAUUUACAACGAGGACGACUGGUCACCGAGUGGUGAUGUGUACAAGGGAGGAGUUACCGGAUUGGCGAUUUGGGCGGUGACACUCGCCGGAAUUCUCGCCGGAGGAGCUCUUCUUGUGUACAACACCAGUGCUUUGGCUCAGUAA
Arabis nemorensis is the source of this 417-nucleotide messenger RNA. The record is from the annotation of a GenBank genome assembly. Lineage: Eukaryota; Viridiplantae; Streptophyta; Magnoliopsida; Brassicales; Brassicaceae.